Molecule: messenger RNA, 2070 nt
Organism: Colletotrichum spaethianum
Lineage: Eukaryota; Fungi; Ascomycota; Sordariomycetes; Glomerellales; Glomerellaceae
Product: origin recognition complex subunit 3
Exons: 6
Coding region: 1-2070 (689 amino acids)
Biological process (GO): DNA replication; DNA replication initiation
Cellular component (GO): nuclear pre-replicative complex; nuclear origin of replication recognition complex; DNA replication preinitiation complex
Molecular function (GO): DNA replication origin binding
Source: RefSeq, a predicted model, not a curated record
AUGAGUGCCGAAAACAAUCAUGAGUCACGUUUCAGACAAGAAGAUCAUAAGGCAGCCUACAUCUUCCGACCUAAGGGCGAAGAAGCUGGUGUGGAUCGACCCGCUAAACGUCGGCGUGUAUCCAAGAAUGCAGUGGUUGAAGAGGCCAAUCUCGCCGGUUCUUCGACGUUUGCACCGUUGCUGAAUGGCAGCGAGCUGGCUGAGUGCGUGAAGUUGCGCGAGAAGCUGUUCCAGGCCAGUUGGGGCCGUCUCGAAUCCAAAGUCCAGCUGAUGGCCCACCGCAGGAACAAGAUCCCCUCAGCCUUCAUCAUCACUGGACCCAACAUCUCGUCUCAGGACUUGUUGUUUGAGCAAUUGUCGGAGACGCUCGAGAAAAAUACGCGAAGCAAGUUUGUACGACUGAAGUCAUCGGAGGCUACGAACCUAAAGGCUGCCCUCAAGAAGAUCAUCGAGGAUGCCACAUCGCGGGGCUCCCUGGACGAUGAGGAUGUUGAGGUCUCUUUCGGUCAAGAUGGACGAAAGUAUCUAAAUUACGACCUCGAAGGCCUGUACGUCUUUUCAAAGGCACAGCAGUGCGAUCACAUCUUUGUCGCCUUCCAAGACAGCGAAGGGUUUGAUAGCGCUCUCCUGUCUGACUUGAUUACACUCUUCGAUUCCUGGAGGCCCAAGAUCCCGUUUACGCUCUUAUUCGGCAUUGCGACGUCAGUAGAGCUGCUUCAAGCACGUCUACUCAAGUCUGCAUGCCAGCAUCUCUACGGCGCGCAAUUCGACGUUGUGCAAACUGGAGUGAUCUUGGAGCAAAUUUUCAAGCCGGCUAUUGCGGGAACAGAUGCUAUCCUCACUCUUGGCCAGACUCUGUUGCAAAGCCUGGUCGACAGACAACAAGACCAGGUGGCAAGUAUCCAAUCCUUUGUUGCUUCAAUCAAGUAUGCAUAUAUGUGCCACUUUUAUGCCAACCCGUUGAGCCUGUUUUCGAUGGAGGACGAUGAGAUGAACAGUGAGCUUGUGCAAGAUGAGCACCUCGAGGCCCUCCGAUCACUCCCUUCAUUCCGGAACGAGGUCGAGAGCGCCGUUGAGGGCAACGAUUUAAGAUUGGCGAGGUCUCUGUUGGAAGACGACGACCUACUGCGCGAAAAGAUUUUUGACAUUCCAGAGAAGAAACGGGAAUGGGUCACUUGUCUCCUUCGCUCGCUUAAGCUUAUCCAGGCGACAGGUGUUAUCCAAGAAGACUUUCCUUGGAUGUACAUGAAAGCGGUGGCCGAGGGCAUCACCCUUUCGUCCGACGGCUGGGACAUUGUUGAAAGCAUCAAGCGGAUGCAACCGGAUGAGUUUGUCUCGAUGCUACAACGUAUUCAUGAGACCAUAGCCAGUGGAGAUGGCCAGCUGUGUCUCGCCGGAUGGGAGUCCGAGGCCGGUGACAUGCCAUCUCUUGUACAGACCCUUCUCGACAACUCAAAGGAGUUAGUAAGCAGGGCGACAGAGGACGGCACCACCUUGAGAAGCGCGUAUAGUGGCCACAGCAGAGUCCUCCGCACCACCGUUGUUGCGCAAAAGGUGCAGCUCAGCCACGAUUCGGCAGCGCUUUCCGAAGACGACAAAGCUUUUACCCAAAUCGUGGACCGCGUUGCGGAGCUUUUGCAAGACGUCAUACACUGCGAGCCGGCCGCAAAUGUCUUCCUGCACGAGACAUGGCUCUACGAUUCCAAGACACCCUACCGCGACGUUUUCGUCCCGCGGCCCCAAGAUGUCUUUGAGCGGAGCCUGAAGCGACCGCAGGAUUACCUCGCAUGCGCUUGCUGCAGCACCGACGAGGGCAUCUCGACUACGCUGCCCGUUACUUCACUGCUAUAUCAUUUAUAUUUAGAGACGGGCAACCUCAUCAACGUCGCGGACCUUUGGUCUGCCUUUUACGCCAUGGUGAGCGGCGGUGAUGCAGAAAGUGAAGAAAACGCCGAUGAGCGAGCGGCGCUGGUGCUCUUUUAUCGGGGAUUGGCCGAACUAAAGGCCCUCGGCUUUGUCAAGAUGAGCAGAAAGAAGACGGACCACAUUGCCAAGCUCAAGUGGCUUUGA